Dreissena polymorpha is the source of this 4097-nucleotide messenger RNA. Its product is annotated as multiple epidermal growth factor-like domains protein 10. The record is from RefSeq and is a predicted model, not a curated record. NCBI's taxonomy places the organism in Eukaryota, Metazoa, Mollusca, Bivalvia, Myida, Dreissenidae. The transcript has 17 exons. Bases 84 to 2327 code for a protein of 747 amino acids.
AUCGCUCAAACUGAACAGGACGCGCCUGUAUUAUAUUUAUUUAAACGAUAUUAGUUGGGGCUUAAGCAGUAGUAAAUGCUAUUAUGUCGAAACAAAAAAUUCUUGCUUUGUUUAUAGUUGGAUAUUUAUUGGAAAUAACCACUGCUGCAGAACCCAUCCAGAUCCUUAAUUCACACAUCGCGGUGACAUCAAAGGGGGUUCCAUUCAGGAACUUGACUGCUGAUGAGGUCAUCGAUGGUAGAGUGAAUGACAAAGGCGAUGCUACCUAUUGUGGAUGUUGCGCAGCUCUCGAAAGACCGGCAUGGGUGCAACUGACACUGGACAUGACUUAUCUCGUGGAAAAGAUUCUAGUUCUAGGGCGUACAGAUGGAGCAUUUGUUCAGUUUGACAACAUCACAUUGUUACUGGGAAGACAGGACCAAUCACUUCAGAACGAAAAGUUCACUUUCAAAAACCAUUUGUAUGCGGAGACGGUACUGGCUCCUCCACGGGGAGUAUAUGCUGUAGGAGUUUCGGGCAGUGUGUCAUCAACUACAUAUAUGACUAUAUGCGAGAUUAGGAUAUACCGACAAGCAGAUUGUGUAGACGGAACGUACAGUGCAAACUGUUCCAAAGAGUGCCAUUGUCUUUCGGGUUCCUGCGAAAGUGUCACGGGCAUAUGUAUGAAUGCGGUAUGUCAAGACGGCUGGAGAGGAUUUGCCUGUAAUGAAACUUGCAACCCUGGCACUUUUGGUGUUAACUGCUCCUCUAUAUGUCAUUGUUACGACAAUGAAACAUGCCAUCGUAUUAAUGGUACCUGUCCCUUAAACCAAUGUGCAGCUGGAUGGACGCAUGACAACUGUAGCGUAGCGUGCGAUCCAGACAUGUUUGGUAAGAACUGCUCCUCCCGUUGUCAUUGCCUGCUCGGAGCAAGUUGUGACCAAAGUUCUGGUCACUGUCCGGGUAACCUAUGUGCACCUGGGUGGACUAGAAGCAACUGUAGCGUCGCCUGUGAUCAUGGCAUUUUCGGUAACAACUGCUCCUACCCAUGUCAUUGCCUAUAUGGAGAAAGAUGUGACCAUGUUUCUGGCCACUGUCCUAUUGACCAAUGUGCGCCUGGAUGGACUCUUCGCAACUGUAGCGCUGAAUGCGGUCGAGGCAUGUUUGGUAUAAACUGCUCCUCCCAGUGUAAUUGUCUACCCGGAGUAAGCUGUGAUCACAUCUCUGGCCACUGCUCAGAUGAUCAAUGUGCCCCUGGCUGGAGUAAUAGUAAUUGUAGCGUUGCAUGCGAUCAAGGGUUAUUUGGUUUGAACUGCUCCUCAGAGUGUCAUUGCCUACAUGGUGCCAACUGUAACCAUGUCUCCGGUAACUGCUCCGAUGAGCUAUGUGAGCCUGGGUGGACCAAUAGUAACUGUAGCGUUGCCUGCAACCCUGGUACUUUUGGUGCCAACUGCUCCUAUAUAUGUCAUUGUUUCAACAAUGAAAUAUGCCAUCAUAUUGAUGGUACCUGUCCCGUCAACCAAUGUGCAGCUGGAUGGACGCAUGACAACUGUAGCGUAGCGUGCGAUGAAGGUUUAUUUGGUUUGAACUGCUCGUCAGAGUGUCAUUGCCUACACGGCAGCAACUGUAACCAUGUCUCCGGUAACUGCUCCGAUGAGCUAUGUGAGCCUGGGUGGACCAAUAGUAACUGUAGCGUUGCCUGCAACCCUAGCACUUUUGGUGCUAACUGCUCCUAUAUAUGUCAUUGUUACAACAAUGAAAUAUGCCAUCAUAUUGAUGGUACCUGUCCCGUUAACCAAUGUGCAGCUGGAUGGACGAAUGACAACUGUAGCGUAGCGUGCGAUAAAGGUUUAUUUGGUUUGAACUGCUCGUCAGAGUGUCAUUGCCUACACGGCACCAACUGUAACCAUGUCUCGGGCAAGUGUUCCGGUGAGAAAUGUGAGCCUGGGUGGACUUACAGUAACUGUAGCGUUGCCUGUACACCCGGCUUCUACGGACAAAGAUGCUCUACGGACUGUCACUGUGACAAGUGUCAUCCCGUCAAUGGAUCGUGCGUAGGGGCUCUUCAAUGUCACGAUGGGUUUAGGAUGGAAAAUGGUUUCUGUACACCUUUUAGCCCAGAGUGUCAUACUGAUAAGCAUUAUAACGCCUUAUUAGCUGUGUCUUCGGUCCUUGGAGUUGUUGUAGCGGCUGUAAUAGUAUUAAGUGUGCUGAUCAUCAGAUGGAAACAUUGCCAAUUUGUUGGAGAAACUCGUGCUAACAGAACGUCGUCUUGUCACAAAAUGUACGACGACUUGGCACCAAUUUCAACGAACCCUAACUUCUAUGACUACCUGCAAAUGUCAUGAACAAAGAGGAACAACACUAUUUUACACCUACAUACAAAGUGGACAGUGCACAAAGAAUAGAAAAAAGUAUAAUUAGCACAAGGCGAAGAAGACAACACGGUUUACCUUGGCACCUGACGAACAUACACAGUAAAUAAAGAACAAUUGAUACCCAUGUGGAAAAAAAUAACAUUUCAAUGCGUACAUUUGGAAAUAGAUUAUCAGUCCCCGCAUGACAGAAACAUAGACAAACGAUGGCAAAACAGCCACAAAACAAUGAGUCAAGUGUAAUGAGAAUAUAUUUAUUCACGUUUGCGUUCAAAAUUCCACUAAACAUGUUCUCUUGCUCUAUAAAUGUAUCGAUCAUCAAGGUUACUGUACCUAUCUGACUUUAUAAAUGUUGAAUCACUAUGGUAUAAUCAAACGACAUGUACUAGUGUACUUAUUUAACAAUACAAAAUCUAGCACAACUUUAUUAUAACGAACUUGUAUCACGUUUGAUGUAUAUUGCAGCAUCGGCUUAUUAAGUUCACACGUAUUGUUACAUACGUGGCAUCUACAGAAACAUUUAUUUGUGUACACUUCUUAUUAUCCACUUAAUAAAGAAAAUAAUUUACAACAUAAACAGUAACUAAUCAAUUUAUAUCUAAUAACAUGUGAUUAUAAUUUAAAUACCAUGUUAGUACAAGUGUAUUGUUAUAAAAGAGUGUCAAUAACAUGUUUGUAUCGAUGUGUGUAUAUGGAACGAGUUAAUGCAGGUAAUUGUGUGUGAUCAUAUGGUGUGUACAUAUUCAUAUUCUAUAUUCACAAGUUUACCAUAAGUACAUUUUUGGCGUUAUCUAUCAGGCUAUGUUCUUAGAAAUAUCGAUCAAUAUUGUUUGAGACGAAAAUUGUUGACAUAAUGUCAUCAACAAGUGCGCCUUAUUAGCGCUCAUAGUUAUAUAGGUGUAAUGACAUUAUGUUAUUUGUCAUAUCGAAUACUUUUUUUCAAUUUAUUCAAAAUAAUAUGUUAUACAAAUUUGAAUAUUAUGUCUCAAAAUACUUCUGUUUGCUAUAUACAUUUACAUUGACCAAUAUCCUGACAUUAAACUAAUCAAACCAAUCAAAAUAAUUGCUGACCGAACUCAGUAUCAAUUGUUUGUCAAGUGCUUGUCCCUUGAGCAGUAUCAAUUGUUUGUCAAGUGCUUGUCCCUUGAGCCAUGCAUAAUGAUAAAAAGCAUGGAAGCAUUCAUUAUUUCUUAAAUGAUUGUUUAUGCAUUAUAGUUUUGUUGAUUCAUGUUCGUUAAUUGUAGUUUCAUCGAGUUAUUAUUACUAAUUAGUUUUCAUUACCUGUGUCAAUGCUUACCAGGCUCCCUUUGGGGGUAAAUAAUGUUGUUAGGUUUUUAAGAUAUUUACUAUGUUAUCAAGUAUUGCUAAUUUGUGCAAAUCAUUAAGUGUUUGCUUAAAUAUAUAAAGCGGUUGAAGAAUUCAUAACACAUAAUAAUUCUGAAUAAAUACAUGCAUUCUUAAUCAUUAAUAUAAGCAUAAUGCGUAUUACUACUAGAGGCAAUACAUAUAAUUCAUGCAACGAAAUCUUAGAUCAAUUUGAUUUUCUUAAUUUGUAAAUACUUAAGACGUAAUUUCUAUGCAACAUAUGAAGUAUUGUUUGAUUUUUUUGAAAACAAAUACAAACUAUUUUUUGUUUAAAAGACGAUCUGAACGCUAUAUUCCAAUAUGCAAUUCUACACUUUUUGUCGAUGUAUGUCAUCUUAUCAUUGUUUCAUGUGCAUAUUAUUACCGUUUGUGUGUGUA